This is a messenger RNA of Hydra vulgaris (swiftwater hydra), 938 nucleotides long. The record is from RefSeq and is a predicted model, not a curated record. NCBI's taxonomy places the organism in Eukaryota, Metazoa, Cnidaria, Hydrozoa, Anthoathecata, Hydridae.
AUUUUUGAUGGUUAACUAUGUAUAGUUUUUAAUUUUGGUAGUUGUUAAACCGCACGCCAUUUUUUUUUAUCUCAAAUUAAAACUAAUUCCAUAAAAAUGUUAAUACCCAAAUGUUUCACAAGGAGUUGCUUUGAAGUCAAUUUAAUAUAUUAAAAGUUAAAAUUAUGUCAUGGUCAAGAGUGGUAUGGAAGGAGUCAUUAAGGGAAGAAGAAAUGACCAUUCCUACCACCUGGAUUAUAGAAAACAAUGUUUGUUGGCCAAUAGGCAUUAAUGUUGUUCGAGCUUGUUUGCAGCAAUGGCCACCGAAGGACGACUGGAUCAAAUAUCCAAUUAUAAAAGUUAAGAUUCAAUCAGAUGACAAAAGUUUAUGUGAUGGCUUUGAUUUCACAUCUGACGAAGAAAAUGAAGAGUUGCAUAAUCUAAAAAAGCGCAAAAUUCCAAUUGCUGCUAAAAGAAAAUGUGUUUCUCCUAUUGCACAAUCACAAUACCAACAACCGUUUAAAACUCCUAUUGCUUUGAUUCAUUCUUUGUCCCCAACUGCAUCACAAUCCUCAUUCUUUUUAUCUUCUACCAAUCAGGAAAAUACCAUUUCUCCUGUAAUUUUACACCCAAUUCAUCAACAUCCACUACAAUCAAAAAUACCUCGGAGAAUUUUAAGGACAUCCUUGUUAUCGCAGCUAAAUUCUCCAUUUAAAACAACUGUUUCAAAAAGGGAUCAGCAAGAAAGAACAAAAAAUUUGAAUAUAGCAUUAAACAAGUUUCCAUUAACUGAAGCAAGUAUGCAAGAAUUUAUAUUUAAAAGUUCUUACAUUAUGCCUAACAAUAUUGCAAUGUUGUUCUUAUAUAUGUUGAAUGUUUUUAUAUUAGUUUUAAUAAAUAUUAAUUUUUUCAUAUAUAAAGAUGAUGUAAAGCAAAAGUUUUGAAAUGACAUUUUUCUU